CUAUCGAUAGUAAAAUCGAUUUGUUAGCAUCUCUAGAAGCAUUACUCGGCAUUUUUGAUUUUGAUUAAAAGAAAAUUAAGAGUUCUACAGAAUGACCAGCGCAGUGGAUAUCGGUGCCCAGGACGUGGAGAUGGAGGUGGAUCCCACCGCCGAGACGCUGGCAGACGAGAAGAAGAACCAGGAUGGGGCUGCCGUGCUGGAGAUCCGCGAGCAGAUUCGCCAAAUCGAGAAGGGGGUGUCGUCAAAGGAAUCGCGCUUCAUCCUGCGCGUGCUGCGCAACUUGCCCAACACACGCCGCAAGCUGAACGGCGUCGUCUUCCGCAAUCUCGCCCAGAGCAUAUAUCCGCCUGGAGCGGAUCGCGAAGCUGCUCUUGCCCUGAUGCCCGCCGUGGAGAAGGACGCCACUGAGCUGCCCGAUGUGCCCAAGAAGCAGGUCGCGAGCAAGGCUCCGAUUGCCGAGGUGGAUGCCUACUUUUAUCUGCUGUUGUUGGUGAAGCUGAUCGAUGCCAGUGACCUGCAGCGUGCGGGGGUUUGCGCCGAUGCCCUGAUGGCUAAGAUUUCGAUUCAGAACCGUCGAACCCUGGAUUUGAUCGGAGCCAAGUCCUACUUCUACUAUUCGCGCGUGGCGGAGCUGAAGAACUCACUGGAGGGCAUCCGCGCCUUCCUGCACGCCCGCCUACGCACUGCCACACUGCGCAACGAUUUUGAGGGUCAGGCGGUGCUUAUUAACUGUCUGCUGCGCAACUAUUUGCAUUACGCUUUGUAUGAUCAGGCCGACAAGCUGGUGAAGAAGUCCGUGUAUCCAGAGUCGGCCAGCAAUAACGAGUGGGCUCGUUUCCUCUACUAUUUGGGUCGCAUCAAGGCCGCCAAGCUGGAGUACAGUGAUGCGCACAAACAUCUGGUCCAGGCUCUGCGCAAGUCCCCGCAACACGCCGCCAUCGGAUUCCGCCAGACCGUGCAGAAGCUAAUCAUCGUGGUGGAGCUGCUUCUGGGCAACAUUCCGGAGCGCGUGGUAUUCCGACAGGCCGGUUUGCGACAGUCUCUAGGCGCCUACUUCCAGCUCACGCAGGCCGUGCGUCUGGGCAACCUCAAGCGAUUCGGCGACGUCGUUUCCCAGUUCGGUCCCAAGUUCCAGCUGGAUCACACCUUCACCCUGAUUAUCCGACUGCGCCACAACGUGAUCAAGACCGCUAUCCGUUCCAUUGGACUCUCGUACUCUCGUAUCUCGCCGCAGGACAUUGCCAAGCGUCUGGUCUUGGACUCUGCCGAGGACGCCGAGUUCAUCGUAUCGAAGGCCAUCCGCGAUGGAGUGAUUGAGGCCACGCUGGAUCCGGCCCAGAACUAUAUGCGCAGCAAGGAGAGCACCGACAUCUACAGCACCCGGGAGCCGCAGCUAGCCUUCCACGAGCGCAUCUCGUUCUGCCUGAAUCUACACAACCAGAGCGUCAAGGCCAUGCGCUACCCGCCGAAGUCCUACGGCAAGGAUCUAGAGAGCGCCGAGGAGCGGCGCGAGCGAGAGCAACAGGACCUGGAAUUGGCCAAGGAGAUGGCCGAGGAUGAUGAGGAUGGUUUCUAAAGCUGCAGCUGCUGCGGAUGCAAAUCGAUUUGUACUUGUAUUCAUUUUUCAUAGAAACAUACUCCCCAAUUAAAUAAGUUACAAACAUUU
Messenger RNA from Drosophila kikkawai, 1666 nucleotides. RefSeq names its product regulatory particle non-ATPase 3 (gene Rpn3). Gene Ontology annotation, biological process: regulation of protein catabolic process; ubiquitin-dependent protein catabolic process. NCBI's taxonomy places the organism in Eukaryota, Metazoa, Arthropoda, Insecta, Diptera, Drosophilidae. The record is from RefSeq and is a predicted model, not a curated record. Gene Ontology annotation, molecular function: enzyme regulator activity. Gene Ontology annotation, cellular component: proteasome complex; proteasome regulatory particle, lid subcomplex.